AUGCAUCUACUUACUACAUACCCACGGCUAAUCAUUCAAUUGGCCGCCACAACCAUGGAUUUCCUUAUGCUCCUGGCCGUUCUCUUAUGCCUCCUAGCCGGAAUGGCCUUUGGACGAGGGUACACUAGGCGAGCCCGUCCUCAGGCGACCACCCACCACGUCAGCGCCCCAGCUGUUGCUCACCGAGCGCUCAUCGAGAACGCCGAUCAAUUCUUUAACCGGCCAGGGACGAGCGUCCCCGGCUCCCUCGCCAUCUGGCGCAAUGGCGAACGGAACGACAACAUAGCCACGGUGAUGUACGGCCCGCAUUUGCGAGUGCUCCGGUGCAACCUCACCGCCGAGAUCCUCUCACGCCUUGGUUCCUUAGCCCCACUGCACGAGGAGGCAGCUCGGGCCCUCGUCGCGGACUUGUCCGCCCUAUGCCGCGGCGGCGGCGGCGGCGAGGUGGCCAUCCGUGAGCCACUCACCACGGCUGUGUUCGCGCUAGCCACACGCAUGUGCUUCGGCGACAUUGUCGACGCCGGCCACAGGAUCACCAUGGGGGAGGUGAUACGGCAGUCCAUUGUCCUCGCUGGAGAGCUCACAACUAGCCUCGGUGCCUCGAUGCUAUCCAAGCUCGCCAACUGGAGGCGGAUACGCCGGAUCUACACGUUGCUCGACCGGCAGGUCGAGCUGUACCUCCCUUUGAUCGCCGCACGGAGGCAGUCACAGUCUCAACUCUGCGGUAAUGGUGGCAUUGUCCGUCCAUACAUCGACACGCUCCUUGAUCUCCGUGUCCCUGAUGACGGUGAUGCCCCCGCCGGGCGUCCUCUUCGACGCGGCGAGCUGGUGGCUCUUGUCUUCGAGUUCCUUGGCGCAGCCACGGGGUCAACCGCAACAUGUGUCGAGUGGACGCUCGCCCACCUCAUCGACCAGCCGGAGGUCCAGGACAAGCUGCGCUGCGAGAUUGAUGGUGAGGCCGACGCCGGCAGGAUACUCUCGAGCAAAAGCCUUCGCAGUGGUAUGCCGUAUCUGAACGCCGUUGUGCAAGAGAGCCUCCGCAUGCAUCCGCCAGUUCCGGUCAUCAUUCGGAGCGUCCACGGCGAGGGCGCAAAAGCAAUCGGCGGCAUGACCGCUGUGCCGGUGGACGGCGCGAUGGUGGUGUUCAACCUUGGUGACAUCGGAAGAGACGAGAAGACGUGGACCAAUCCCGACAAGUUCCAGCCGGAGCGGUUCCUGGGCGGAGGCGAGGCUGAGGACAUCGGCCCGGCGCCAGGCCCCAAGGAGAUAAGGAUGAUGCCGUUCGGCGCGGGACAUAGGCGCUGCCCGGCUGUGAACAUGGGAAUGCUGCACAUCAAGUGCUUCUUGGCGGCGCUCGUGCACGAGUUCGACUGGACACCGUCGGCGGAAGACUGCAGCGGCGGUGUCGACAUGACUGAGCAGGCCGGCGGCUUUGUCAAACUAAUGAAGAAGCCACUCUGUGCGCGUGUCACACGACGCACAUAA
This is a messenger RNA of Triticum turgidum subsp. durum (durum wheat), 1485 nucleotides long. NCBI's taxonomy places the organism in Eukaryota, Viridiplantae, Streptophyta, Magnoliopsida, Poales, Poaceae. The record is from the annotation of a GenBank genome assembly.